GAGACACUAGAAAAGAAGUGGGAAUGGAAUUUUGAAAAACGAAAGAGCGCGUCUAUGCAACAACUGAGAUCCAAAAAACUACCCGUUGCAGAAAAUUUCCCCCUAUUUCAUACCCUUCUUCACUCUCUUCUUCUCCAAUUUCAUUUCUGAAUCUCACAAUUCGCAAUGGAAAAGUACGAAAAACUCGAAAAAGUUGGAGAAGGAACCUAUGGAAAAGUAUACAAAGCAAAAGAAAUCUCCACGGGCCAAAUCGUCGCACUCAAAAAAACCCGUCUCGAAAUGGACGAAGAAGGUGUUCCUCCAACCGCACUUCGCGAAGUUUCUCUUCUUCAAAUGCUCUCUCAAUCUCUCUACAUCGUUCGUCUUCUAAACGUCGAACACAUCGACAAACCCCCCAAAAACGCUACCCACACCCCCGCAAAACCACUUCUCUAUCUUGUCUUCGAGUAUCUGGACACCGAUCUGAAGAAAUUCAUUGAUACUUUUCGAAAAGGUGUUAACCCUAGACCGUUACCGAACACGCUGGUUCAGAGUUUUUUGUUUCAGUUGUGUAAAGGUGUUGCUCAUUGUCAUAGUCAUGGUGUGUUGCAUCGUGAUUUAAAACCGCAGAAUUUGUUGCUGGAUCAAGCGAAAGGGAUUUUGAAGAUUGCUGAUUUAGGGCUUGGAAGAGCUUUUACUGUGCCGUUGAAAAGUUAUACUCAUGAGAUUGUUACUCUUUGGUAUAGAGCUCCUGAGGUUUUGCUUGGUUCUUCUACUUACUCUACUAGUGUUGAUAUUUGGUCUGUUGGAUGUAUCUUUGCUGAAAUGGUGAGAAGACAGGCUUUGUUUCCAGGGGAUUCUGAAUUCCAGCAGCUUCUGAACAUAUUCAAGCUUUUGGGGACUCCAACGGAUCAGCAAUGGCCAGGAGUUAGCUCUCUGCGUGAUUGGCAUGUCUACCCAAGGUGGGAGCCUCAGAACUUGGCAAGGGCUGUUCCCUCAUUGUCACCUGAUGGAGUUGACCUUCUCACAAAAAUGCUCAAGUACAAUCCUGCUGAGAGAAUAUCUGCCAAAGCAGCACUUGAUCAUCCAUACUUUGACAGUCUUGACAAGUCUCAAUAUUAAUGAUGGCUCUAGCCAAAAUGUCUGGUGCAGAAGUGUGUGUUAAGCAACAUUGUAUUGCAGUCAGUGAAAAUAAAUUCACUACAUGGAGUUUAAGUAUCUAUAAAGUGGUUAUUAUACUGUUAUGUAAUAUUUUCUCAUCAUCUUGGUGAUGCAAACAAUUUACUCUCGGUUUAGUUCAUGGUUGUCAUGUCUCUCUCUGUAGGACCAUAGAACAACUUUAUUUACCUUUUAAAGUUGUAUUAUCUGUUUUGAUUGAAACUUGAAAGUGAUAGUUCGUGAGGAUGCUGCUAUUACUUUAAUCAAUGCAUAACAUUUCAGUUUUAGACCGGCAUUUAA
Molecule: messenger RNA, 1437 nt
Organism: Medicago truncatula (barrel medic)
Lineage: Eukaryota; Viridiplantae; Streptophyta; Magnoliopsida; Fabales; Fabaceae
Product: cell division control protein 2 homolog C
Exons: 4
Coding region: 166-1101 (311 amino acids)
Biological process (GO): regulation of G2/M transition of mitotic cell cycle; G1/S transition of mitotic cell cycle; signal transduction
Cellular component (GO): cytoplasm; nucleus; cyclin-dependent protein kinase holoenzyme complex
Molecular function (GO): cyclin-dependent protein serine/threonine kinase activity; cyclin binding; ATP binding
Source: RefSeq, a predicted model, not a curated record